CAUAGAACUGUUACACGCCGCACACGUUACACGCUCUCACUUGUGGUAAGGACGUCGGCGGAUCUCCGUCCAUUGGAGAUAGUGGAAAAGAAAACUCGUCACAAGGCAAAGUCGACGUACCACCAGGAAACUAUGACGGGUGGUUGUUCUUUUUAGGAAAAAAUAAUAAAGAAGAAGCAGAAGGGCGGGUCACCGACCGAGAGGCGUAGAAUUGAAGUAGCGAUCCAUGUCCAGAGUCCUAGUUACAGGUUGCUAGCGGAGUUAGCCACCUAGCCGCGGCUAGCUCGCCGCGAGUGUCCAACUUUUCAGCGUCAAAGCUCGCGCCCUCAGUCCGGCAAAAUGUGCUGUUUUUCGGGACGUUUAUCCCCUUGGCCGGCGACUAGCAUCGGCUGAGAACUUCUCUUCGUGUGUGUAUUUUCUUCGACUGCACUUUUUGGGCCGUUCGUUUGACAAAAACUGGACUUUGCUUCCUCGGCUGUUGUAGCAUAACCCCUCCAAAAAAAAAAAAAAAAAAAAAAAAAAGGCCUCCAUAGAUUCUACCACUGGGAGUAUUUCAAGACUGCUUUUUUGUGUUGUUGUUUUAUUUUUUUAUUUUUUAAAAGAAGAAGAUAACGUCAGAAUAUAUAUACUUUUUUGCCUGUGUGGAAAAUGGAUGCGGGCAUAGAGAAGGAAUGCAGCGCCUUGGGAGGUCUCUUCCAGCUCAUCAUGAACGACAUGAAGGCCAGUUAUCCCACAUGGGAGGACUUUGUCACCAAGGGAGUCAAACUUCAGUCGCAGCUCAGACAGUACUCGCCGAUACCAAGGACCGAUACUUGAUAAUGGCAUUACAUGGUACCAUACAUCCUACCCAGAAGGUAUAUGUCAGGACCACCAUCCUGGUGACGGGCGCCUUCCUGGAUGCUUUUCAGAAGGUAGCAGACAUGGCGAUGGGCUCUAGAGGUGCUACCAAAGAGAUUGGCUCGGCCCUAACCAGGAUGUGUAUGAGACACCGCAGCAUCGAGUCCAAACUUAAACUCUUCACUACGGCACUCUCGGAAAGUCUCAUCACACCGUUGGAGUUGAAGAUGGAGGAGUGGAGAAAAGCGGCUAGUCAGCUGGACAAAGAUCACGCGAAAGAGUAUAAAAAGGCAAGGGCAGACAUCAAGAAGAAGUCGUCCGAUACCGUCAAACUGCAGAAGAAGGUGAAGAAAGGUAAGGACGAGGCGCGCGGCCAGCUGGACAGCGCGCUGCAAGACGUCAACGUGCGCUACGCCAUCCUGGAGGAGACGGAGAAGAGGGCCGUGUGCCGGGCGCUCAUAGAGGAGAGAGCGCGCUACUGCACCUUUGUCACAAUGCUGAAGCCAGUGCUGGACCACGAGAUCAACAUGCUGGGUGAGGUGACCCACUUGCAGACCAUCCUGGAGGAUCUCACCACGCUGACCGCCGAGCCCAAUAAACUGCCACCAGCUAGUGAGCAGGUGAUUUUGGACCUAAAAGGUUCCGAUUUCAGCUACACCUACCAGACGCCUCCAGCCUCUCCCAGCAACACGUUGUCCCGGAAGAGCAGCGUCAGCAGCUAUCAGUCUGGAGCAGUGCGCCACGUCCCUUCCUUGGACUCCAUCAGCUGUGCUGUGGAUGGAGUGCACAUCCAGGAUGCAGUGGGCUCCACCAAUCAGCCGGCUUCUGCGGGCGCGGGAGGUGAGAACGGCCUCCUGGCGCCCCCGCAGGGCGCCCACACGCAUGGCGAGAGGGUCCGCGCCAUGUCUGCGUCUGGAAAGCCUUGUUCCGCCCGGGAUCAGCUGGCCUUGACUCUGGGCGCGUUGACGUCGGACGCGCCACGCAGCAGCCGCGACUCGCUGCACUGCUCCAGCGGUUACAGCACGCAGACCACCACGCCGUCCUGCUCCGAGGACACCAUCCACACGCACGCUGUAAAGAGAGAGCCUCCCCUCUAUGUUGACUACGAGUCAAUUUCCCUCCACGGGGACAGCGACUCCAUCUCCCUGCACCACCUGUCGCAUGGCGGCGGCCAGUCGGACUUUGACAAGUCCUCCACCAUGCCGAGGAACUCGGACCUGGGCUUCCAGUUCCGGAAGUUCGCGCAGUCCAAGCGUCCCGCCUCCACCGUCAGCCUGCUGGCCGAGACGGAGCUGGCGGGCGGCUCGCACACGGCGACUAUCCGACGCAAGCCGUCCACCAAGCCGGCGUACCGCAGGGGCACCAUCAGCGGCGGGGUGCCUAUCCCCAUCUGCACGCCGCAAGUCCCCGUGGGGGCGGCGACCCCGGGGAGCGACGAGAAUGCGUUCAUCGCGUCCUCCGGGGGAGGCUUCGGUUACAAUAAACUCUACACUUCCACGCAGAGCCUCAGCGCCCUGCCGCCCUCCUCCACUUCAUCCUCGUACUCGCCGUACUACCAGCUGGUUCCCGGUCAGAUGCCCAUUCCGGUGCCCGUGCCCACCGUUCCACCAGAGGGCGGCAUUGGCAAGCAGCAGCGACUGCAACAGCUACACCACCAGGUGCAAAUGCAGCAGUUUCAGCAUGAGAAACAGAACCGGCUUCAUGACCAAAUCCAGACCCAGACCCACAUCCAGAACCAGAUCCAAGCCCAGGUCCAGACCCAAAACCAGCAGCACAAACAGAAGCUCUUCCACCAGCAGAGAGGCCAGCUUCAGGCCUCCAAUGCCCAGCAAGAAGACUCCAUCCUAGGCUACACGGAUCAGGAGCUGCCCCCUCCGCCCUCCAGCCUGGACCUGGACCAGGACCAGGACGCCCUGACGCAAGAGAGAGGGGACAGGGACAUGCUGAAGCUGAUCAGGAGCGUGACGCUCAAAAGGACCGUGACCAACGAUCGCUCGGCCCCCCUGCUGCCCCCGCCGGCCAAUCACAACUGAGACCACUGCGGCUAUCUUUUUUUGUUUUUUGUUUUUUUUGCAUAGUGUUGUGCGCGUUUUUGCAUUUUCACACCUUUUUGCCUUUCGUUUUGAUUGUCUUCAUAUUUUUGAUCAUGAGACUCGCUAGUAAAUUUUCUGGUGAAUCUCCGCAAGGAGUUAAGCUGGAGAAUUGCGCUCUCCUUGCCCACGCAUUCGAGGGCAUCGCAGUACCUCAACUGCUCAAUUUAUUUCACUUCACCCAAAAUUCAUGUUCCGAGCGAGCGUAUCUGAAGCUGGCUUGCCUCGCAAAGCAAAAACAAUCAAACAAACAAAAAAAAACAUUUCAGUUCGUGCUUACAAGUCAACCUUCCGUCGAUUCUCAGAAUUCCUGAUUGAUUCCCUUGAAUCCCUUAGUAAGGAGUCACUUCCUGCUUCCAGAUGAUUCCAGGACAGGAAGUCUGGCUGGCCUGGAUGCGCUUGAUGAGCUUUUCCCCAGACUCCCGACGGGGUGGGGUUUAGUAAUUCACCAUCACGCAUGAUGCUUGGGCUUUUUUUUUUUUUUGGUGCUGAUCUUCAUGACUGGAAUUAAAUGUUGACUAAAGCUGAUGACUGCGAAUACGUCGGACGAAACGGAGCUGAGUCAGCAGUUUUAGGAUGGAACAGAAUCCUCAUAAUUGAGCUGUUUUUUUUUUUGUUUGUUUUUUUUUUAAGCGUAGUUUUUAUUUGUUGACAUAGCGGGACUAUGAGGAGAACAAGCGCACUAAUGUUGCCGUUACUUUACUCAGUUUGGCCACAUGAUGGCGCUCUUGGCUUUCAGCAUCUAGUUGAGGGUUAGGUAUGCUUUUUUUUCCAGUCCAUUCGCAAAUUGAUGCAACCAUGAUAUAUAUAUAUAUAUAAAAGUUACUCUGAGGUUUUAAAUAUUUUUUUUUUUAUCCGUUUAGCUGGAUUGAUUAUGGUCGGUUACAUCGUAUUUAGUAUGAAAAAGUACGAAUGUCAUGCUUGUUUUGUGCCUCUUUUACGCUGUGCAGGUUUAGCUGACUUAUUCAAAAGACUGACUCUUUCUUCAAUGUUUUUAGUUUUUGGUCGGCCCUGUUAGUGUCCGCGGUCACCACGGUUACAGCUUAGCUGGCUUUCUCUCUCGUGCUAUCUGGUUGUAUAUAUUCCUGAUCAAAUGUCUGUACACACACAUUGUAUUUUUCUGCAUUGGCCUCGUCUGAUAUGACGCCGACGUCUUAUUUUUCUAGAAGAUCCUUUAAGCGAGUCGGAAACGUCCCGGUGAGGGCACAAACCAACGGAAUGUACUUGUAUUUCUUUCGUAGUUGUUUUCCCCUCCACGCCGCCACGCUCCUUGCGUGUCGAGUCAUCACCAUCAUAAUAAUUAUAUUGACAGUGCUCGUCAAAACCAA
Molecule: messenger RNA, 4255 nt
Organism: Phyllopteryx taeniolatus (common seadragon)
Lineage: Eukaryota; Metazoa; Chordata; Actinopteri; Syngnathiformes; Syngnathidae
Gene: mtss1
Product: MTSS I-BAR domain containing 1
Exons: 15
Coding region: 672-2870 (732 amino acids)
Biological process (GO): plasma membrane organization; cell projection assembly
Cellular component (GO): actin cytoskeleton; cytoplasmic side of plasma membrane
Molecular function (GO): phospholipid binding; actin binding
Source: RefSeq, a predicted model, not a curated record